AUGGCGGCUCUUCCUCCUAACUGGGAAUGGGAUUAUGAUGGCACCCGCUGGUUCUACCGCUACAAGCCAAAUGGCCAUGUCCAAUUCCACUUCCCCAAGGAGGGCGACGAGUUUCCCGACUUUUUCGACGCCAUGUCCCCAAUUCCCGACCUCUCGCCCGAAGAGAAGCUCGAGAGUCAGCAGCAGAUGAAGAGACGGACUGGCGGGGACCCUGACCCGAAGUCCCAAAUGCGUGCGACUGGAGGACCCCUAGCCGACUUUGGGAUGAGCAGGAGCGGUUUCGGGGGGCCGCUUGACGACGACGAUGGGGCGGGAUUCUUUUACCAACCCGAGAACUUGAUGUAUCUCGGGCCUGGCGCAUAUACUGAUAUCAGCCCUCUAGCUGACGAGGAUGAACGCGACGAGAUCCCGAGGGAUAGGCGCAAAAGCAGGGACAGCGCGAGCCCCAAGAAGGAGAGGACGACGCUGGAGCUGGCUGGAAGCGACAAAACGGGAGUGUCGCCUCUGCAAAGCGAGACAAACACACCAUCCGUAAAGAACAGCGUCCCCGUCCGAGAGUCUGCUGCCGUACCAGAGUCAGUGGCAGAGGAGGCUGUGCUGAUCAUCAACACCCAAGAGCUUCCCGGGCCAAGUCAACCAGUGAUCCCAUCUCCCGGAGUACCACUGCUCGAUUCCGUCGAGAAGCCCCAUCCGACAGCCGACCCGGCCGUCCAGUCACCACCUUGGGACCCUGUCGGAUUCGUGGCAGAGAUGGCGACAGAACAUACCGCGCCUGCGCACAUUGAGACGCAUCCUGACCCAGUCGAGAUGGGCGACAACGCUGUCCUGGCACCGAUAGAGACGCAGAUCAUGGAUCCUGGCAUUGCUGAGCUUCCCGAACGGACAAGUCCAUCAGAUGCUAAACCACCAGUCCCAUCCACUCACGACCUUUUACAUCAGACGAGCAUGAGUGAUCAUGCCCUUUAUGGAGCUACCUUUGGUACAGGUUCAAGACCUCAGAACUCUUCACCAACGAAUUCCGGGAAGGUGAGGACCAGUACGCGGCCUCUUGCUGUGCCACCAAAACUUCCUCUCGACGACUCCCUACCAGAGGUCGUUCCACACCAGGCCCAAAGCUCUACGUCCACGCCGACUACCCAACCAUUCAGUAUCGAACGGAAACCCUCAAAGACGGGACCCAAACAGGGCACUUUUAAGCCAUACGUCCCUGGAUCUACGCCGAACCCCAUUCCCGGCAAGUCGCAACCCAAAGAACCUGACUUUGUGCGCCGCGACCACCGAAAUUCUUUGGCACGAGAGGCAUCGUUGAUGUUGGGCCCCCGCCAGAGCUACGAGACAUCAAACAUACCUUCGAUCUUGCAGCCUCCGCAGAUUCCCCCAAAGCAACCGUUGGAAUCCACCCAAACGCUCAUUCAACAUCCCGUGAACCCUGCGAGGCCCGAUGCAACACGAACGCAAACCGAACCGGCUGGGGUUCUCACCAGUGUGACGCAGUCUUCGGGGCCAUCCAAGGGUCCCUUGCAAUAUGUACCAUCCGUGCUAAAGCCUGCGAGAGGUCGGCCACAGGAGGCAGCGACAACUCUACCUCCACCACCUAGCACGAAACAAGUACUUUCGGGAUGUGCCCAAUUCUCAGCCUUCCGACCCGGAGUCCACGCCGCAACGCCGGCGCCGGGGCAAAUCCCCCACCCCCUCGCUCCGACCCACGCUCCGGAGUCUCUCUCGGGUGCUCGGCCCUGUGUCCAGCGUGUCGAAACCGCGCCCGCAGAUCAUCAUACGGCUGGAGAUCAUGCCCCUACGCCCCAAUUUGGGACUCGACCUUCUGCGGUGCCGACUUUGCCUGCGUUUUUGCAGCGCCCUACGGGUCAAGGCGAUUCGAGUCGUCAACCAGUCAGCCGGCCGCAACAGCAUGCUUCGUCGUUUAGUGCACGAGCAAGAUCGAGGUCUGAUCUUCCCCAACCUCUUCACAAUGCUCAUAGUACAUCUGCAUCUAUGAUCGGCCAAGUUCAACCUCCACCAAGACCUGGCUCGGCGGCGAUUCCUAGGGCUGAAUCCCCGCCUAAGACUAGUACUGUUACUCGCCCACAAUCGGCUAUGGACUUUAUGCAGGGCCGGCCUGAUCCUAGGAUAGACAGAGUGAUCAACCAGACGACACCUACUCCGCCUCCAGAUAGACCAAGACAGACCUCGUAUGCGUCUAGCGAGGUGUCGUCAUUAGGGCCCCCAUCGGGAAGUCAAUCGUCAGGGUUACCAUUCCAGACACCCUCGCCUUUAGAAAGUAACGGGAGACGACCGUCGUCAGGCUUCUUCAGAAGCGCGGAUGCGAACGCAAGCCCCAUGGAAUCUGCCAUAACCCCAGUUCCUCAAAGACAAAACCCGUUUGAGAUACAGACUCUUCCUCUUCGAUCUCCGGCGUCGAGGCCGGCAUCUUUCUCCGGCCCCUCUCCUACCUCGACACAGCCUACGACGCCUGGAUCCGCGGGCUUUGACACCACAGCGGGUCCUCCUGAGGUUUCGGGCAUGGUUUCGUCAAAGCCUUCAGCUGGUGUCUCGCAACAUGCGUCAGGCAUGCCAGGUGGUCGCGCAGCCCACAAUGUUAUUGAGCCUAUUCAGUCGCCUACAGACCGUCAACACUCUGUGCCUGCUGAGGGGUUUGCUGUGAUGGAUUCACAGCCUUUACCUGUGCAAUCGACGUCAAAUGGGUCGUCUAAGUAUGGACCUCAACAGCAACAACCACAUCAGCAAGGCCAAGAGAUCCCAAGGCCUCACUCUGCCCAGCCAGUCCCGUCCGCCCCAGGUGGUGGCAAGCAGCCAGGAACACAUCCGCCGUAUCCACUCGAAGAGGGCCAGAACAUGCCCAGACCGGGUGACCGUCCACAGCGUCCAACGGUCACGCCACCAACACAGCAGUUCCUUGGCCCUACCAGUCCUCGAACACCUGGGCAUAUUCUUCAUCCAAUUCAAGAGCACCAUGACUCUGGCGAGACCAACCAAAAUGUCUCGGGCACCGCUGCGUUCCAGAACACAGAUUCUGCUCCUCGAGCAUCCCCUGCAAGUAUCCGUCAAAUGUCAAGAGGAUCAUCCCAGUAUCCGUCAUCAGCGGAGUCGCCCGGUGGGCAGGGCAACAUGCUCGGCCGAGGAAAUCUCACGAGCAUGCCUCAAGCCAUGUCACCAGUGGUCGCGACCAUGGGUCAGACGUACUCUCCUGUACAGUCCAAUCCGUUCCAAGUUUCCCCAACCACUACGAGAAUGCAGCCACCGACUCCAGUGAUGCGCCCGGGAUCCACACCACAGGUCGUGCCACAUGGCAAGGACAAGGAGAAAGGAGGCUGGCUUUCCAAGAUAAUGAAGGGUUCCGGUAAGCCAAACGUGCUGCAAAAGCCACCACCAUCCCCGAAUAUUGGCCCAGCGUCGCCUCACUCGCCAAAUACUACUCGACCGGCCCAAGGUCAUAACACAGGACGGGUCGCAGCACAGCAAUCCAACCAAGCAACCUACAAUCAGCAAGCCCCAGCUGCAUUUCAGCAAAGACAGCACCCUAUUACGUCUGAGCCAGUGUCUAGACCUCAGAACUUCGUUCCACCCCCGGCCGGGCCCAUUCUGGCGCCGCCUACCGGUGGCCCAGAGCCCAUGAUGAAGAUGCAACAGGCUCCGGCAGUCGAGGCACCCCAGGUAGCUCCAAGGCUACAAGUCGAUCAAUCGCAACGAGCUGAUGCCACACAAAGCGUGAAGAAAACAGUCUCUAGUUUGCCCCCUCGGGGGCUGUCACCGGCAACCGUGGCACCGAGUGAACACACAGCAGACAACAUGUCCGAUGCCGCAUCCGUAUCUGCCAUCUCUGUCUCUACAAUGGACGUAUCCGAGGCUCAGGCGCAGCCUGUGUUGAAGCCCCAACUUGUCACGGUUGAGAAGGCUCCCUCGCUACCCGAUAAACACCAGCUACCUUCGCGGGUUGCGGCAGCUUCCGGCUCGUUAUCUCAGUCACCACCCAAGACUGCGGAUCCGGCGACUAGCUCCCAGCCUUCUAUGGACAGUGAGUUCACCGUUGAGCCUCUGUUUUCGAAGAGGAAGAGCAUCGCCGCGGCCCCGCCGGUGCCCGUUGUGCCUCCAGCUCCUGCCGCUAACGACAAGUGGGCUAAGAAGCCUGCGGUGGACUAUUCUGGUGACGAUUGGGGUGAUGACCCAUGGGAUUAUGCUUGA
Colletotrichum siamense is the source of this 4200-nucleotide messenger RNA. RefSeq lists its product as uncharacterized. The transcript has a single exon. The coding region runs from base 1 to 4200 and encodes 1399 amino acids. NCBI's taxonomy places the organism in Eukaryota, Fungi, Ascomycota, Sordariomycetes, Glomerellales, Glomerellaceae. The record is from RefSeq and is a predicted model, not a curated record.